Messenger RNA from Dicentrarchus labrax (European seabass), 1965 nucleotides. RefSeq names its product phosphoglycerate dehydrogenase (gene phgdh). Lineage: Eukaryota; Metazoa; Chordata; Actinopteri; Moronidae. Gene Ontology annotation, molecular function: phosphoglycerate dehydrogenase activity; NAD binding. The record is from RefSeq and is a predicted model, not a curated record. Gene Ontology annotation, biological process: L-serine biosynthetic process. The transcript has 12 exons. The coding region runs from base 97 to 1686 and encodes 529 amino acids.
AAAACUUCCCGUGUCCAUCACUUUCACGAAGGCACCAUCCACUGAACGCCAGUUGCCCACCGAGCAGCAGCCAGAGAGACAGAGAGCCCCUCCAAGAUGGCCCCGAUCUCCAUCAAGAGUGUGUUAAUCAGUGAGAGUGUGGACCCUCGCUGCAGGGCGAUUCUGGAGGAAAAUGGCAUCCGAGUCACGGAGAAGCAGAAUAUGAAAAAGGAUGAAUUAAUCGCGGAGAUUAAGGACUACGAUGGCCUCGUGGUCAGAUCUGCAACGAAGGUAACAGCCGACAUUAUCAAUGCCGCUGAUAAUCUCAAAAUCAUUGGGAGAGCCGGGACCGGUGUGGACAAUGUGGAUGUUGAUGCUGCCACCAAAAAGGGUAUUAUCGUCAUGAACACGCCGAGCGGAAACACAAUCAGUGCCGCUGAGCUGACGUGUGCCCUGCUGAUGAGCCUCUCAAGAAAUGUGCCUCAGGCUGCAAUGUCGAUGAAGCAGGGCAACUGGGAUCGCAAGAAGUUCAUGGGUGCCGAGCUGUUUGGCAAGGUACUUGGAAUAGUUGGACUCGGCAGAAUAGGGAAGGAAGUGGCCUCAAGAAUGCAGUCAUUUGGCAUGAGGACUAUCGGCUACGAUCCAAUCACUCCUCCAGAGGUGUCGGCCAGCUGGGGGGUGGAGCAGAUGUCUCUGGAGCAGCUUUGGCCCCAGUGUGACUACAUUACUGUCCACACUCCCCUAAUGCCUUCUACUGUUGGUCUGCUUAAUGACGAAACGUUUGCUAAAUGCAAGAAAGGAGUGAAGGUUGUGAACUGUGCACGAGGGGGUAUCAUCGACGAGGCUGCUCUCGUCAGAGCUUUGGAGUCCGGACAGUGCGGAGGCGCAGGGCUGGAUGUCUUUGUUGAGGAGCCUCCCAAGGAGCGUUCAUUGAUCAACCACCCCAAUGUCAUCAGCUGUCCUCAUCUGGGAGCCAGUACGAAGGAGGCUCAGGCUCGUUGUGGGGAGGACAUUGCUCUGCAGAUUGUGGACAUGGUGCAGGGCAAGAAGCUGGUUGGAGCAGUAAACGCACAGGUUUUGGCCAGCACGUUCUCCCAGGAGUCUCACCAACUGAUCAAACUCGGAGAAGCUGUCGGAGCUGUACUGCAGUCAUGCACUACUUCUAAGAAACCUUUCAGCCGUGUCGAAAUCACGACUCAAGGGGAUUGCAUGAAGUCUUCCACUGGUUACAUGACCUCAUCGGUUCUGGUCGGACUGCUAAAUCAUGAGUCUGGCUUUUGCCCGAAUCUCAUCAAUGUACUGAGCCUAGCCAAGGAGUCUGGAAUCAAGGUGAACCAGACCCACUGUGUGUCUGACGGGAAUGCCGGUGACGUGUGCAAGGUGGAGCUCACGGCCAACAGCUGCAGCUACAAAGCCAGUGGUUCAGUUCAAGGUGGCGUGCCAGUCCUGCUGCAGCUGGGUGACAGUGUGUUCAGACAGCCGGUCUCUCUCGCUGGAAAUCUGCUGUUCUUCAAGGCUUCUGCGAGUCCUCAGCUCCUAUCCUCAGUGGCUGGACUGCUGGCCGCAGAGGGAGUGGAGAUUGAGUCCUUCAGCGCUCCCGCAGACCGCGCUGGGGAUCUGUGGUAUUGCGUGGGGGUGUCCUCUCUCCUGCGAGACCUCAGUGCCUUGAAGCCUUCAGUUAAGGAGGCAGCACAGCUCUCCAUCUAAACAACAGCAGCCUUUAUCUAAAAAAAAAUAAUAAUAAAAAUCUAAACAUUCUCAAAGAGUGACUUGCCCUAAUUGAUCUGUCUAGUUUACAACUAACAACUUGUUUAGAAGUUGAACACUUGCAGUUUAAAACUUGCAUUUUGAUAACAUUCCAGUGUUUAGAUGCUUUACAUGCACUUUGUUGAAGUUAAGCUUAAUGAAACGUUUCAGUGUCUUGUGCUGUUCAGUUUGUUGUUUGACCUUUUUAAAGCAGAUAUGUAAAAUAAAGUACACGUUUAC